GCGUGUAGUGCUAAAAUGGCUGACCGACCAACUAUUGUAGAUUUGGAUCUUCCAUCGUGGACACCGCCUCCUCCUCCGGAGACGACCAAGCAGAGGUUAAUACGCAGGAUAAAAGAGAAUCCCUUCGUUCCAAUGGGGCUUUUGGGGACGGUGGCGGCGUUGACGUACGGAUUGGCGUCGUUCAAACGAGGUCGUGUGCAGAUGUCGCAGUACAUGAUGAGGGUUCGCGUUCUUGCUCAAGGAGCAACAGUACUAGCCAUUUUGAUUGGUGUCGGUCUCAGUGCUGUGAAAAGACCGAAAACAAUCAAACCUAAUUAGACAUUAGAUUUGUAAGAUAACGUAAAAGUCAUAACUCAGUGUGCAAACUUUGUUCAUUAAAUUUUGGAUGGAAAAUUGCAUCGACGACGACCUGUGACAGCAUAUAUAUUGUAACUAUCAGUUGCAGAUGUACUGUAUAUAUAAACUAAGAUAUAGACGUACUGUAUAUUUGUUGUCUAUUUUUCUGUUAGGAGUACAGUGUGUCCAUGUCUAU
This is a messenger RNA of Corticium candelabrum, 532 nucleotides long. RefSeq names its product HIG1 domain family member 2A, mitochondrial-like. Bases 16 to 318 code for a protein of 100 amino acids. The record is from RefSeq and is a predicted model, not a curated record. Gene Ontology annotation, cellular component: mitochondrion. NCBI's taxonomy places the organism in Eukaryota, Metazoa, Porifera, Homoscleromorpha, Homosclerophorida, Plakinidae. The transcript has 2 exons. Gene Ontology annotation, biological process: mitochondrial respirasome assembly.